CGGGGUGGGAAAACAUCCCACUCCGACCUCCUCACCGAUAUCAGCCUGUUGGAUAGGGAAACCCUCGGACUGUGGAGUCACUGCUAUCGCCGAGUUUCAUCCACCAUACCUAACUAGUGCAUGAAAAUCUUCAUGCCCGCUUUGCCCGCGCCACGGCCCGUUUCUGCAGAGGGGCUCUAAAAGAGUCACUAUCACCUGGGCAGUGAAGCGGCCCGCCCUCUAGCGCGUGAGGGGAUGUGACCGUCCGGCCCGGCGCUAUAUAGAAAUGACAUACCCUCUUCUCUCCGCAAGUCUACCACCCACUCAUAACUCUUCCCUACGCUCUCCGCCUACAGGUUGAUUCUACCUGAAUUCCAAUACCUUCCAACAGUCAACAUGGCUCCCAUUGCCGUCACUCCUCCCUGUGAGCCCGUCACCACCAUCACCAAACCCUAUAGCCAUGGUCUCGCCGAACUCGAUGCCUCCCUCCUCCAAACCACCCUCACCACCUCCCCGCGCCCCGUCCCCGCCCUAGGCUCCCCGGAAAUGGCCUCCCAGAGGACCUGCACCGACCACAUGAUCCAGGCCACAUGGAACUCGGAGACGGGCUGGUCCGCACCUACCCUCACCCCCUACGGGCCCUUGUCCCUCAUGCCGACCGCCUCGUGCCUGCACUACGCAACCGAGUGCUUCGAGGGCAUGAAGCUGUACCGCGGCUUCGACGGCAAACUGCGCCUCUUCCGCCCGGACCUGAACUGCAAGCGCAUGCUCGUCUCGACGAACCGCAUCUCCCUGCCUUCCUUCCCGCCAGACGAACUCCUCAAACUCAUCGCCAAGCUCUGCGCUACCGACGGCCCAAGAUGGCUCCCCAAGGACCGCCCCGGGUCCUUCCUGUAUAUCCGCCCCACUAUGAUCGCGACCGACCCGGCUCUCGGCGUUCAGCGUCCCACCGAGGCCAUGCUGUAUGUUAUCCUGACGUGUUUUGCGCCCAUGGACGACGUCCCCGGCGGUAUGAAGCUGCUCGCUUCCCAGGACGACAUGGUGCGUGCCUGGCCCGGAGGCUUUGGGUACGCCAAAGUGGGCGCGAAUUACGGCCCCAGUCUGGUCGCGCAAGGGGAGGCAAGACGUAGGGGUUAUCACCAGAUCCUGUGGCUGUUUGGGGACGAGUGCUACGUCACCGAGGCUGGGGCGAGCAAUUUCUUUGUGGUGUGGAGGACAAAGGAGGAGGGGAAAUUGCAGCUCGUGACGGCAAGUUUGGACGAGAGGAUCGUGUUGGAUGGGGUGACGAGGCGGUCUGUUCUUGAGCUCGCGAGGACCAGGCUUGCGGAUGCGAGUGCGGCGGCGGAGGAGGAGGGGCUGGAGCCGCUCGAGGUCGUGGAGAGGAGAUAUACCAUGUUUGAGGUGGAGGAGGCGGCGAGGGAGGGGAGGCUGGUGGAAGCGUUUGGCGCGGGCACCGCGUGGUUCGUUGCGCCGGUCGGGAAGAUCCAUUUCAGGGGGAAGGAUAUCGAGGUCCCGCAGAGCGAGGGAGACGGCGGGAGGUAUACGAAGGCGGUGAAGAGGUGGUUGAAGGGUAUCAUGUGGGGAGAGGAGGGGAGUGAGGCGCAUGAGUGGGGGUAUGUGGUUGAGGAGAAGUAAGUCCUGGUUGAACCGUGCAGGGCCAUAUCUUUGAGUUUUGUUGAUAGAUUGGCGGAGUGAUUGCUGUCAUGGUGUUUGUAUACCCGACCAAAACG
This is a messenger RNA of Westerdykella ornata, 1709 nucleotides long. Its product is annotated as branched-chain-amino-acid aminotransferas-like protein. The transcript has a single exon. Gene Ontology annotation, molecular function: branched-chain-amino-acid:2-oxoglutarate transaminase activity. The coding region runs from base 376 to 1614 and encodes 412 amino acids. The record is from RefSeq and is a predicted model, not a curated record. Lineage: Eukaryota; Fungi; Ascomycota; Dothideomycetes; Pleosporales; Sporormiaceae. Gene Ontology annotation, cellular component: mitochondrion. Gene Ontology annotation, biological process: L-valine biosynthetic process; L-leucine biosynthetic process.